GUACUGCGUGGUCUUCCUUUGGUGUUUGCGUACCUCGACGAUAUUUUGGUUGCUAGUACCACACCCGAACAACAUUUAGGGCAUUUGCGCACUGUAUUUACCCGUUCAUCGGAAUAUGGUGUCAUAAGUAACGCUCAAAAACGUGUUUUUGCUUCUUGUCUACUAUCUUUUCUCGGACAUACUAUUGACCACAUCGGAAUUGAACCGGUCGCCGAUAAACUCGGUGCCAUCCGUAGCUUUCCUUUUCCUUCAUCUGUUAAACAAUUCAAACGUUUUUUAAGGAUGCUUAAUCGCUCACGAUCCAUUUGCAACCUACAGCGGGACGAGUCCAUUCUUUCGCCGUCAAGCGACAAACCGUUUUCCUUACACGUUAAGCCGGUACCAUUAAAAAUAGCACCAGGUACCAUAGACUGCGUUGUCUCUACACCCACUUCAAGACCUAUAGUCGCACAUGCAAUGCGCCACCAGGUUUUCGACGCUCUGCACGUUUCUCACCCUGGUAUACGUUUGACGGUCAAGCUCAUUUCACAACGUUACAUAUGGCCGAAUGUAAACAAAGAGGUUCGUUCGUGGGCAAAAUUUGUCCAGCUUCUCAGCGUUCAAGUGAUUCGCCAUACUCAUUCACCCAUCGGUACCUUCACCAGAAGGUACACUCCAGAAGGUCGAUUCGACCACGUCCACAGAGAUACGGUCGGCCCUCUCCCGGCAUCAAAUUCAUUCUCCUAUCUCCUUACUUGUGUCGAUCGUUUUACGCGGUGGUCCCAAGCCAUCCCAAUACCUGACACUUCCGCGGAGACUAUCGCUCGCGCAUUAAUCAAUGGAUGGAUUUCCAUUUUUGGGGUACCUUCGUUCAUAACCACGGAUCGUACGUUUGACUGA
Messenger RNA from Opisthorchis viverrini, 879 nucleotides. RefSeq lists its product as hypothetical. The annotation marks the transcript as partial. The transcript is spliced from 2 exons. The record is from RefSeq and is a predicted model, not a curated record. Lineage: Eukaryota; Metazoa; Platyhelminthes; Trematoda; Opisthorchiida; Opisthorchiidae. Gene Ontology annotation, molecular function: nucleic acid binding. Gene Ontology annotation, biological process: DNA integration.